This is a messenger RNA of Oncorhynchus gorbuscha (pink salmon), 1259 nucleotides long. RefSeq names its product bradykinin receptor B1 (gene bdkrb1). Gene Ontology annotation, cellular component: membrane. The record is from RefSeq and is a predicted model, not a curated record. NCBI's taxonomy places the organism in Eukaryota, Metazoa, Chordata, Actinopteri, Salmoniformes, Salmonidae. The transcript is spliced from 3 exons. Gene Ontology annotation, molecular function: bradykinin receptor activity. Bases 183 to 1259 code for a protein of 358 amino acids. Gene Ontology annotation, biological process: neutrophil chemotaxis; immune response; G protein-coupled receptor signaling pathway.
UGUGGAAGAAUGUUGUAUACAGAACCAAACUUUCCACCACAUCUCUCCCUAACUCAGUGAGAAGCUUAAAGACGAACAACACUACAUGGUCUACUGGGUUGGUGUGUGUGAUAAACGGCAGUGUUUUCUUCUCCUUACUAAAAUAUAUUUUCACACGAUUGGCACAAGAGCUGGUGGUCUCCAUGGCUAUGCUCCUGUCAGAAAACAACAGGUCUUUCCUUCCCACCACCAAGACUCCUCUCCACAAUGCCACAGAAUGGAUCCUGGUCCACAGCAUCAUUCCUCCCUACAUCUUCACUCUGUGUGUGACGGGGCUGCUGGGUAAUGGCUUUGUCCUGCUGGUCUUCCUUCUCCAGAGGGAGCAGUGCUCCGUCCCAGAGAUCUACCUGGCAAACCUGGCCCUGGCUGACCUGCUCCUCCUGGCCUGCCUGCCCUUCUGGGCCAUGAACAUCCUUAAUGACUACAACUGGCCUUAUGGAGAAUUCCUGUGCCACGUAGUCAAUCUGUCUAUCACUGUCAACUUCUAUACCAGCAUCUACCUGUUGGUGAUGGUGAGCGUGGACCGCUACUUAGCGCUGGUGAGAACCAUGAGGGCCAGGUGGCUGAGGAGGAAGCGCUACGCAAGAGCGAUAUGUCUCAUACUGUGGCUGUUUGGGCUGCUGAUAGGAGGUCUAGCUUCGCUUCACAGAAAGGUGACGUUCAUUGAGGAAUAUCGUACAAUGGCGUGUAUUCUGGAGUAUCCGGACAGCUCUGGGGAGUCUUGGAAGCUGGCCCACAACCUUCUGUUGAACAUAGUUGGCUUUGUUGUGCCUGUUGUGGGGAUUUCUUCCUGCAGUUGUAACAUUAUCAGAGCCCUGAGGAAGAGGAGGAAGAGUGUUUACAUAGAGGGUGGAAAUGACAGGAAGGCCACAGUCCUUGUUUACGCCGUGACGCUGCUGUUUUUUGUAUGUUGGAGUCCCUUCCAACUCUUCACCUUACUCGAUAUGCUGUGUGAUGCAGAAGUCUUGGAUGAAACAUGGCAUUAUACACUGGACAUUGGUACCCAGUUUUCAACCUACCUAGCAAUUCUGAACAGUAGCCUAAAUCCUCUGUUGUAUGUAUUUUCUGGACAGUAUUUUAGGAGGAAAGUUAGCACCAUCUACAAGAGAACGAAGAAUCGCAGGAGAUCUGAUACAAUGGCAUUUCAGCUUUCAAUUGUAUCAACCUACCUCCACAGGACGGAUCAAAUCAAACCUGUUGUAAUACACCUCGAAUUGUAG